AUGAGCACAGCACGACCAAAAAACGAAAAUUCUGCAGAUGUCAUCAAGGUUAAGGUCCACGACAAGCUGCUAGAAACUGGUGAAUAUGAGAGAAUGAAAUCUUUUUUGAGAGAAAAACUUUUGGAGGCCGGUUGGUUUGAUGAAAUCAACGUCCUGGCACUAGACAAACUCAGCACUCAAGAAAAGCCCAGCUUUGAGACUGUGGCCGAGUCGCUCGAGACACAAGCCCUUGAUAUGAUACCUGACGAUAUCAAAAUCGAGCUUUUGCGGAAAAUUAGAGGUUUUCUCGAUACCUGGGUCGAGAGCAAAAAUUCAUGA
Molecule: messenger RNA, 318 nt
Organism: Magnusiomyces paraingens
Lineage: Eukaryota; Fungi; Ascomycota; Dipodascomycetes; Dipodascales; Dipodascaceae
Exons: 3
Coding region: 1-318 (105 amino acids)
Biological process (GO): positive regulation of DNA-templated transcription; poly(A)+ mRNA export from nucleus; regulation of transcription by RNA polymerase II
Cellular component (GO): DUBm complex; SAGA complex; nuclear pore
Molecular function (GO): transcription coactivator activity; chromatin binding
Source: RefSeq, a predicted model, not a curated record